GCCUCCGCCGCCCCUUUCCCGCGCUCCUGCCGCCUCGGCCGCCGCCGCCGCGAGCUCGGCCGCCAGUGGUCCGCGGACUUUGGGUGUCCGGGUUGAAGGUCGGUCCGGACGUCGGACCCAGAUCGGUUCCCGGACUGUCCGCGGCCGCGCCGCCUUCUCCUCGCCUCAGCCUGGGGUUUUGUUCCGAGAGAUCCGAGAGGCGAGCGGAGCUGACAGUGAUUUUGACAGUGAUUUAAACCCGCUUUUGUUGUUGUUGGCUUUUCGUUGUUUGGUUUUGUGUGUUGUGCGUGUGUGUGGCGAUUUUUUCCCCGUGGUGCCUUUUUUUUUUUUUUUUAUUGUUGUGCAUUUUUUUUCCUUUUUUGUUUUUCAAACCCCGUGUUUUUUUUUUUUUUUUUUUUUUUGUUUUUGUUUUGUUUUUUGCUCGGGGCUUCCGAAUAUGUUUUAUGACGGUUGAUUUUACACCAGGAGGUUUGUCUCCGAGGAAGAUCCAGGGAACUGGAUAUCUAGCGAGAACUUCCUACGGCUUCCCCGGCGCCUCGGGAAAAUGGGAGCUGCUGCAAAGUUGGCGUUCGCCGUCUUUCUUAUCUCUUGUUCUUCAGGUGCUAUACUUGGUAGAUCAGAAACUCAGGAGUGUCUUUUCUUUAAUGCUAAUUGGGAAAGAGACAGAACGAAUCAAACUGGUGUGGAACCCUGUUAUGGUGACAAAGAUAAACGGCGACAUUGUUUUGCUACCUGGAAGAAUAUUUCUGGUUCCAUUGAAAUAGUGAAACAAGGUUGUUGGCUGGAUGAUAUCAACUGCUAUGACAGGACUGAUUGUAUAGAAAAAAAAGACAGCCCUGAAGUAUAUUUUUGUUGCUGUGAAGGGAAUAUGUGUAAUGAAAAAUUUUCUUAUUUUCCAGAGAUGGAAGUCACACAGCCCACUUCAAAUCCAGUUACACCUAAAGCACCGUAUUACAACAUUCUGCUCUACUCUUUGGUGCCAUUGAUGUUGAUUGCAGGAAUUAUCAUUUGUGCAUUCUGGGUGUACAGGCAUCACAAGAUGGCCUACCCUCCUGUGCUUGUUCCAACUCAAGACCCAGGACCACCCCCACCUUCUCCAUUACUAGGUCUGAAGCCGCUACAAUUACUAGAAGUGAAAGCCAGGGGAAGAUUCGGUUGUGUCUGGAAAGCACAGUUGCUCAAUGAAUAUGUAGCUGUCAAAAUAUUUCCAAUCCAGGACAAACAGUCAUGGCAAAAUGAAUAUGAAGUCUAUAGCUUGCCUGGAAUGAAGCAUGAAAACAUACUACAGUUUAUUGGUGCAGAAAAACGAGGCACCAGUGUUGAUGUGGAUCUUUGGCUAAUUACAGCAUUUCAUGAAAAGGGUUCACUGUCAGAUUUUCUUAAGGCUAAUGUGGUUUCUUGGAAUGAACUAUGCCAUAUUGCAGAAACUAUGGCUAGAGGAUUGGCAUAUUUACACGAAGAUAUACCUGGUCUGAAAGAUGGCCACAAACCUGCAAUAUCUCACAGGGACAUCAAAAGUAAAAAUGUGUUGUUGAAAAACAAUCUGACAGCUUGUAUUGCUGACUUUGGGCUGGCUUUAAAGUUUGAGGCUGGCAAAUCUGCAGGUGAUACCCAUGGCCAGGUUGGUACCCGGAGAUAUAUGGCCCCGGAGGUUUUAGAAGGUGCUAUAAACUUCCAAAGGGAUGCAUUUUUGAGGAUAGAUAUGUACGCCAUGGGAUUAGUCCUGUGGGAGCUGGCUUCUCGAUGUACUGCUGCGGACGGACCGGUAGAUGAGUACAUGUUGCCAUUUGAAGAGGAGAUUGGCCAGCAUCCAUCUCUUGAAGACAUGCAGGAAGUUGUUGUGCAUAAAAAAAAGAGGCCUGUUUUAAGAGAUUAUUGGCAGAAACAUGCUGGAAUGGCAAUGCUCUGUGAAACGAUAGAAGAGUGUUGGGAUCACGAUGCGGAAGCCAGGUUAUCAGCUGGAUGUGUAGGUGAAAGAAUUACCCAGAUGCAAAGACUAACAAAUAUCAUUACCACAGAGGACAUUGUAACAGUGGUCACUAUGGUGACAAAUGUUGACUUUCCUCCCAAAGAAUCUAGUCUAUGAUGGUUGCACCAUUUGUACACACUGAGAAAUGGGACUCUGAACUGGAGCUGCUAAGCUAAGGGAACUGCUUACAGUUUAUUUUUGGUGUGAAAUGAGUAGGAGGCCUCCUGGAGAUGAAAGCAAGCAGCCCCUUGUGGAAAAGUGUGGCACGGGGAGACUCACUGCAUUGCCUGCAGCACAGAUGUGAAGGACUCGAGGCUAAGAGAAAAGCGGCAGACUCUAUAACAAAAACUUUUGAAAAAAAUGUACAUGAAGAAUGUGGCCCUCUCCAAAUCAAGGAUCUUUUGGACCUGGCUAAUCAAGUGUUGGAAAGCUGACAUCAGAUUUCAUAAUGUCUGUCAGAAGACACUAAUUCCUUAAAUGAACUACUGCUAUGUUGUUUUUUUUAAAUCAAAAACUUUUCAUUUCAGAUUUUAAAAGGGUAACUUGUUUUUAUUGCAUUUGCUGUUGUUGUUUCUAUAAAUUACUAUUGUAAUGCCAAUAUGACACAGCUUGUGAAUGUUUAGUGUGCUGCUGUUCUGUGUACAUAGAGUCAUCAAGUAAGGGGUACAGUAAAGAGGCUUCCAAGCAUUACUUUAACCUCCCUUUCAACAAGGUAUACCUCAGUUCCACGGUUGCUAAAUUAUGAAAUUGAAAACACUAACAAAUUUGAAUAAAUUGAUCCAUGUUUUGUAACAAGGUAUUACAAAUUCACUGUGUUAUUUAAGAAAAAAUGGUGAACUAUGCUUAGUGCCAAUAGUAAGUGACCAUUCGUAAAGCAGUGUUUUAGCUUUUCUUGUGCUGGCUUGUAAUUUAAGGAGAAAAUGCUGGUUUUAUUAUUUUUUUAAUGAAAAACAAGUGGUAUAUUUCCCCAUUACUUACAUGUUUCUAAAGCUUCAUCUUAUCUGGGUCCCAAAAUACUGCAUACUUCUUUCUUUUUAGGUGUGCUGUGUUUAGGGAAUAUUUAAAAUACUAAAGCAUGACUUCAGUUUGGUUUUUUUUUUAAGUGAGCUAUGACACUGGAAAGCUCUUCAUUUUAUCUUUUUAAACCUUUUUCCUAUUUAUAUAUGUAAAAUUUUAGUAUAUUUUUUCACCAGUGUGUGGAACAUUCUUUAUCACUGUUUUAGGAUCACCUCAGGAAGUGUCAUUACGCAGAACUCCUCACUGUUUUGAGAUUUGUAAUUUCAUCACUUAUGUUUGGUGCCAUCUUGUGAGAGUAGUAUUUGAUGUCUGGGAUUUGUAAAGAAUUAUUUUAGGAUAGUGAUUAUUAAUCUUUAAGCACAGAUUAAGAUGUUACUGCUUUAAAACAAAUCAGGGAUAACAAGUUAAAGUUUUAAUUUAAAAUAUGCAAUGACAUUUAGAGGUAACCAGUGUUGAUACAGGUAACAACCUUGUUUCUUCCCCAAAAUUGCUUUCACAACUAACUUUGAUAUUAAUUUAGGAUAGUUCAUGCCUUAUCCUUGCUAAGGAAAUGGAAUUGAUGGUGGGUGCCAAAGUGCUUUUUAAAACAUUGCAUUAGAAUAUAAUUGGAUUCUUCCUCAAAUUUGUACAGGCCAAAGUACAGGGGAACAUUAAUUUCCUGGAUUUCUAGAUUACUCACUGAUCAAUAGCUAGUAUUAUACUUUGUACUUCUUUUCAGGUCAUUUUAAAAUCUGUGCAUUUUGUAAUCAGAUUUUUUACAUGUCACUAUCAAUAGCUCACUGCGAAUGUGUUGUAUUCAAAUGGUUAUUUACACACUACACUACACUUUACAAUAUAGUAUGUACUUAAAUCUUUGGGAAGAAGUGUUAUUUAUAAACAAUACAUAGGUCAUCAGACUCCAAGCAGGGAGGUGAAUGACAGUAAAUAGCAUUUUUGUCUGUGUGCCGCAUACCAUACACAACUGUUUGUGCUCUUGGUCAUGUGCGUAUCCAUGGUCUUGCAUUCCUAAGAAUUUCCAUUUCAGUGUUUAGCACUUUUAUUUCAAAAAGUACUGUUUCUCUAUUUUUUGAUUUAGUGUUGCUUACAUUUGGAAACUAAUCCAGGGCAAAACACAGAAUGUGUAUAGAGGAAAAUUGUUAAUCUCCAACAGACAAAUUUCUGCCUGUCAUAAACACUUAACCCUCAUUAAAGUUAAAAAAAUUGAAAGAAAAAUAAAUGAGGGAUAUUAUGAAUGUUUGGCUUAUGAGAGCACUAGAGAUAAAUUUUUCUAAGACCAGUUAUUUACAGUAUAAAAUGUUUUGUCUUCAUGUUAGGAAACAUUUUUAGAAAUUCGGGGUGUUGUACUUAACUCUAGCUAACCAGUUUUAAACUUGUAUCCUUUUGAGAACUUCAUUAAUAGAGAAAUCUUUUAUAAGCAGUAAAAUAAGAAUGUUCCAGUGACUACCUGUUCUGAUACCUAGUCUUGUUAAAUCUUUUCUUUUGCAGGGCAUUUUAGUAUUUGGUUUACAGUCCAUGCAGAGUGGGCAAGUUAGCCCAGAGUGUGAGCUAGGGAUACUGAAGAUCAAUGAAUUGAGCAAGAUUAGGAUUUCUGUUCUGGGGAAACAGACCCAGUGACUUUUCCUCAUGUAUGGUGCUCCUCAUGACUUGUCUUGUACUUUGCCUUUCUGAUACCAUCAGAACUGCUGCUCUUAUAUUUUCUACCUUGCCCAAAUCUCCCAUGUUAAAAAUGCUUUAUGAUCAACUGCCAUAGGACUGAUGGAUUAACUAGUGUUUGGCUUUAUUCAAAGUCCAUGCCCUGCACAGAUCUUAUAUGUAUUUUAGAUGCUAGGAAGUUUUUAGCAUGUGAUGUGUGAUUCUUGUUUGAAUGUUUAUUACAGGUACCUUGUGAAUUCCAGAAGAGACUGUGCCUCACAAUUGUUAGUCCCAUGAACUUGUAGUAUCUUUCAUGGCGAUAUUUUGAAAAUACAAUCAGGAAAAAAACCUAACUUCCUUGGGAUUUAAGAAUAGAAUCAUCACAAAGUUUUUAAAGUCUCUUCCACCCCCUCUUCACUUCUGAGUAAGUUACAUUUACCUAAAAUGCAGGUGGUUGAGAAAAACCACUGGCCAGAUGGUAGUUUAGUGGAAUAAACUGAUUACUAUUUUUUUAAAAAAGAAAGCUUCAUCACAAAUAUUUUCCAGUUUCUCUUUUUUACUUUUUUGAAAAAUUACUUUUUAGGAACAUUUGGUAUAAUGUGCAUAAAAUUAUUUACAACUUAUGGGCAAAAUGAUACAAGUAGCAUCUUGAUUGAACAUCAUUUACCUCAGAUACUCAACCAGCAGUAUGUUUUUUAUGCAGUCUCAACCCAUAUCCUAUUUGUUACCUCUCAAGGUAUUGGUGAGCAGUUAUUUUAGCUUUACUCUGUAUUUCCUGUCAGUCUUUUGGGCACAGAUUGUUGUACUACUGUCAAAUCGUACUUGCUAUUUUUUUUCUGCAAGUAUUUAACAGCUAAAAAAAACAAAACCACCCCAGAGACCCCCCCACCUUGGAUAAGUGAUUGUUAAAUAUUGUAUAAACAAAAUGUAUGCUAUCCCCAUUCCAUCCCAAGUUAAAUAAAAAAUGAAUAUGGUAU
Molecule: messenger RNA, 5595 nt
Organism: Octodon degus (degu)
Lineage: Eukaryota; Metazoa; Chordata; Mammalia; Rodentia; Octodontidae
Gene: Acvr2a
Product: activin A receptor type 2A
Exons: 11
Coding region: 545-2086 (513 amino acids)
Biological process (GO): cellular response to growth factor stimulus; protein phosphorylation; activin receptor signaling pathway
Cellular component (GO): plasma membrane; activin receptor complex
Molecular function (GO): ATP binding; activin binding; activin receptor activity
Source: RefSeq, a predicted model, not a curated record